Messenger RNA from Brassica napus (rape), 726 nucleotides. RefSeq names its product replication protein A 70 kDa DNA-binding subunit A-like. The transcript is spliced from 5 exons. The record is from RefSeq and is a predicted model, not a curated record. The coding region runs from base 1 to 726 and encodes 241 amino acids. Lineage: Eukaryota; Viridiplantae; Streptophyta; Magnoliopsida; Brassicales; Brassicaceae.
AUGACUGGCGCAAGAAAUAUGGUUUUGAUCGACGAUCUCAAACCUUUCAAAGACGAAUGGCGAGUCCGUGUCAAACUUCUUCAUUCGUGGAAACCAUCGAAAACGAAUUUCGGCGGGGAGACUCUUGAGUUAAUCCUUGCAGACGAGACAGGUCAAAAAAUUCAUGCAUCUUGCAGAAGAUCACUGAUGUAUCGUGUUCAACGAGAUCUACCUGUAGGAGAAUGGAGAGUGGUUGAAAAUUUUAAGAUAAGCGGUACUGGAGGUCAAUACAGACCAACAAAACUUCAAUACAAAAUGACCAUCCUUGGAGACACAACCAUAAUCCGUACUGAUUAUCGUAAUGAUAAUCACUUCCUUUCGCCGGCGAGAUACGAGGAAAUUGGAACUGAAAACCUGAAAACGUAUUUUCUAAUUGAUAUUCUUGGACAAGUGGUCAAACUUGGAAGAAUCAUGACGGUUGAAGUUAAGGGCGAGGAGAGGAAGAGAGUUCUGUUUCGUUUGCGUGAUACAAGUGGUAAUGAAGUAGCAUGUUGCUUAUGGGGACAAUACGCUGAGCAAAUUGAAUCCCAUAUUUCAGAAUCCAAAGAUGAUACUAUUAUAUGCUUGAUCCGCUUUGCCAAAAUCAGUGAAUUUAGAGGUGAGUUGCAAAUCACCAACGCGUAUGAUGCUUCACUUUUGAUGCUCAACCCAACAAUGGAGGAAGCUAUUGAUUUUAAACAGAAGUAA